AUGGCCGACAGAGUCAAGCAGGUCGCGGCAGAGGAGUCCAAAAAGGUCAAAGAGAUGACAACAGAUGCAGUGCGGUCUCGAGCCUACAUCUAUCCCCUCAAGGGCAUUCUUUAUUUCGUCUCUCACCGAGACCUUUGGAGCCCGUUGACCUCCAAACUCGCUCCCACUCUCACCCUAAGUCUUGGUGUUACGACUUUCAUGUUCCUUGUGGCCUAUCUCCCUCAAGCUGCCAUCAUGGCAUUCACCUCCGGCCCGGUGGCAGCCAUCAGUGCAGCCCUACUCACUCUCAGUGAGAGUUCCACCAUUAUCAAUCUGUUAUCUAGGACAUUUAUGAUUGAAGAUGCAUUGGUAGAUACCUUUGAUGGGACCUUGUUGUCGAGGGAGUGCACCAACCUCGUCUCUGAGGGCAGACAGGUCAAGGCCGGAGGCGACAACAUUGCGCGGUUAGGGAAGCUGCUCAAGAAGCCCUUUGCCAAAUUCUCACCCAAUGCCAUCAUCCGCUACGUUCUCUACCUGCCUCUCAAUUUCAUUCCCGUAGUCGGGACUGUUAUAUUCAUUGUUCUACAAGGAAAGCGAGCCGGACCUGCAGCUCAUACCCGCUACUUCCAGCUCAAGGAAUGGAAUAAGAGACAACGAGAGAUCCACAUCGAGGAGCACCGUGGGGGUUAUACGUCAUUCGGAGUUGCAGCAUUUCUUUUGGAGAUGAUACCUUUCGCCAACCUAGUCUUUGCAUUUACCAACACGGUUGGUGCAGCACUGUGGGCGGCCGAUCUGGAGAAGAAUGCCCCACCGCCUGAGAGUGCGCGUGAAGAGCUUAAGAAGGCGCAAUGA
This is a messenger RNA of Exophiala aquamarina CBS 119918, 831 nucleotides long. RefSeq lists its product as uncharacterized. Bases 1 to 831 code for a protein of 276 amino acids. Gene Ontology annotation, cellular component: lipid droplet; prospore membrane; ascospore wall. Lineage: Eukaryota; Fungi; Ascomycota; Eurotiomycetes; Chaetothyriales; Herpotrichiellaceae. The record is from RefSeq and is a predicted model, not a curated record. The transcript has 2 exons.